AAAAAAAAAAAAAAAAAGGCCGCGGUCAUAGAGUUUGAGAUUGACAAGCCGCUCUGCCCAGUAGUGUGCUCUAUGGUAUGAGCCCGCCUUAGCUCCCUCCUCGGAUGUCGCCGUUUACAAUAGCGUGAGAGAUGCAGAUUCGUCACAGGACAAACACUAAAUCGCUAUAGAUUAAUAUUUUUUCUUCUCCGAUCGCCUUUUUGUUGCGAUAUUUACCAGGACAAAUGUCAAAUUACUUUUUUACACAAUUAACUGGAUUUUUGUAUUCGUGUGUGGAAAGUGCGGGUGAGGUUGAGCGGAGCAGGUAAAGCUAUUAGUCGCGCCGCCUGGCCGCAGAUUCAUCACAGAUGUAAUUGUGGAUAUAUUAAUAACCGAGGCAUUCGGUGUAAGGGCGGACUGCCGCCGAGAGGCGAUAGAGAAGCGGGGAAGCCGAGGAAAUAAUCCUGAGAUAAGUGGAGAGGUGCCAAGAGAAGGGGACGUGCUGCGGCGAAAGUGCGACCCGGGGAGCAGGCGGCGCUACUGAGAGACACAGAGGAUCCGGGGGAAGAGACAGCUAGAGACAGCCGGGAGCGGACCGACACUCAGGUCAGAUGUCCCCAGAUGGAGCCCGAGGGCGAGAGUCACAGAGCGGCCGGCUUCCAGUGGAGAAGUUACAAACUGCUGCUCGACCCCGCGCUCCGGAAGGCCGCACAGAAGGUUUACCGCUAUGAUGGAGUGCACUUCAACAUCACUGAUGGAUCGUUUCUUCCAGUCGGAGAUGUGCGGGAUCCUCGGCAGCAGCGCCUGUGGAGUAAACCCAGAGAUGUCACCCUUCCCGUCCCUAAAUUUAAGUUUGAUGAGUUCUACGUCGGGCAGCUCCCCCAGAAGGAGGUCACCUUCGCUCAUCUUAACGACAACGUGCGAGAGCUCUUCCUCAAGGAAAUGUGCCGCAAAUUUGGGGACGUGGAAGAAGUGGAGAUCCUGCUGCACCCCAAAACCCGCAAGCACCUGGGCCUGGCAAAGGUCCUGUUCUCCAGCUCCCGGGCAGCGAGGGAGACGGUCACCCAUCUUCACAACACGUCUGUCAUGGGCAACAUCAUCCACGCUGAGCUCGACCUUCGAGGUCAGCAGCGGCAGAAAUACUAUGACCUGAUAGUGAACGGAUCCUACAACCCUCAGACCGUUCCCACCACUAGCAGGUGGGGGCAGGAGAGGCCUCCGGAGCCGGUUGACUGUCGCCGCCGCCCGUCCAGUGACACCGCCUUUAUUCCCGGCAACGGGACCCCAUCUUCACAAGACCCCGGCUCCACCUAUAGCCAGUACACCCCGUCCCUAUCCUCCUCACAGGGCACCCCAUACACUCCGAGGAGCGGGACACCCUACUCUCAGGACUCUGCCUACUCUAGCAGGCAGGGGACGCCCAGCCAUUCCAGUUCCCAGGACUCCUCAGGAUAUAAGUCGCGGCGCCACGAGAACAGCACCGGUGAUUCGUACUCUCGCCGGUCUGGACACCACUAUUCUCCUGCCGCCACCUCCUCAUCAACCUCCACCUCCUCCUCUUCAUCCCAGCACGAGAGCAGCAGCAGCAGCCACAGACGUUACCACCGCCAUCAGCACCGCUCCUCCCCACAGUCCUCCUACCGCUCUCGCCAUCGUAAGCCGCCGCCACCCCCGGAGGAACCGCCCUUACACCGCUUUCCUGGGACUCCACCACUGCCUACCCCUCCACCGCCACCACCUGACGAACCUCAACCCGACCGGGACUACAGAAUGGCCCACCCACCACUUCCUCCAUCUCCGCCCUCCUCCUCCAUACCGCAUCCUCCCCCUCCGCCAUCUGAAAGCUGGGAGCCUCCUCCACCACCGCCACCUCCUCUACCGGCCUGCUCCCCUCCCCCGUCACCCGCCCGCUCCUGUUCGCCGCUCCCGGACGGUAUCUCGGAGAGCCUGCCCUUCACUCAGCACAGCAGUAGCCUGGACUCCCGCAUUGAGGCUCUCCUGAAGGAGCAGCGAUCCAAGUUCUCCUUCCUCCCCUCCGACACCGAGGAAGAAGAUGAAGGAACGGCAGAGGGCACCGCACAGGAGACCGCUGUCCAUGAAGAAGUCCCACUGCCUGCUCAUGGUCCGUACACUCCGCCCCCACCCGCCAGCUUCGAGGAUGUUUCGGCGGAGGCCAUUCUGAGGUUUGGGGAUCUUGGCAGAACGGCAAAUGGACAAGAACGGCUGUCUUCUGGAGAGGACAUGGAAAUCUCAGAUGAAGAAAUUGCCAUUGAGAUGCCUGGAGCACCGGGUCCACCUUACCCCCUCCUGCCCCACAUGGCAGGUCCUGGGGGCACUUACCCCACUCAGACUAUACCCACAGCUCUUCUAUCAAUGCAGCCUCACCCGCACCAUCAAGGACCCAAUGCAUAUCCAAUCAUGGCCUCCACAGCAGCUAGAGGCCGAAUUGGAGAACUUGGGGCCCGCCCAGCCUCCCCUUCCCAACUAGACCCUUCAUCCUCCUCUACCGUAUCGGCUCCCCAUAUCUAUGACUUUGUGAACUCCAUGGAGCUGGUGACCAGACUGGGUAACCAGUGGGGGGGCACGUCCAUGUCUUUCCAGAUGCAGACCCAGAUGCUGAGCCGUCUGCAGCAGAGCAGGCAGGAUAAGGGGCAGCCGUUUGAGGACCCUUACCCCCCACCCCUGCUCCCUCAUCUGUUAUCGCACAGACAUCGUCAGCCGCACCCACCCCCACUCAUGGCCGAGGCGGUGUUUGGGGCGGCCUAUUCCCACUUCCCGUCCCAAGAACCACAUCCCUUGUUACCAAUGAGGGACCUCGGCGCCAGGACAAAUCGAACUUUGGGUCAGGAUCCCCGGCCCAUGGGCUGGGUACAAGAAGUGGAUCCUCAUGCCGCCACAGUCAUGAGCGUCCUGUCCUCUCUAAUCCAGGAGAUGAAGAGCACCAUGCAAAGAGACCUGAACAGGAAAAUGGUGGAGAACGUGGCCUUCAGAGCCUUCGACGAGUGGUGGGAACGCAAGGAAGAAAAGGCUAAGCCGUUUCAGAAUGUGCCCAAACCAGCCCCCCGGGAAGAAGAAAAGGAGAAGACCCGUCCCAAGGAGCCUGGCCUUGUGUCCUUGGUGGACUGGGCCAAGAGCGGGGGGGCCGAAGGCUUUGGUUUUGGGUCUGGUCUCCGGGAGGCGCUGCGACUUCCUUCCUUCAAGGUUAAGAGGAAGCAGCAGUCAGAGAGUGAAGACGGAGAGCAGAAGAGACCCCGACCCUCCACACCACCAGAGGAGGAGGAAGAUGAGCGAGAGAAAGAGACCCCAGCAGAUCCACGAGCCGGAGCGAAGGCCGCACAGCGGGAGGCAGACAUACCGAAGCACAAGCGCAGGAUCCCCUUCCCCCUGGACAGCGAGGGCGAAGAGGAAUCUGAGGAGUCUGCGUCUGAUAAGGAUGGCGAUGAAGAUGAUGAUGAAGAUGAUGAUGAUAUCAGCACCAAGGAUGAAGACUCAGAAGAUGAGACGCCUCUCGCCAAACUUUCCAACAAGAUUGUGUCAGAUGACAGCGACAGCUCCAGUGAGUCGGACAGCAGCAGCUCCUCCUCGUCUUCCUCCUCCUCUUCAUCAUCUUCCUCUUCAUCACCGGCGUCCUCCGAUGAUGAAGAUGAUCAGGAGGACCCUCCUCUAACCCCAUCGGUUACCGAGCCCCUGAGACCACCCAGCCCCCCGCCGCUUCCCUCAGAAGAGAAGAGUCACAAAGAAGAGACACCGGAUAAAUCUCCAGCCGUGGAAGUGAAAGAUGAACCUUGUAUAGAGCCGCCCCCUCCGCAGCUCCCGCUCCCACCUCCGGUGACGCCCCCCAAACCUUGCACACCUUCAUCUCCUCCACUGCCGCUUCUUCCUCCUCCCAAGAAAAGGCGCAAGACUGUCUCCUUCCUCCUCACUCCAGAAGAAGAGCCUGAACCUGUAGAAAGCAAAGCCCCAAACCAUUUGGUCCCAGAGAGAACUAUCCCCGAAAUCCCACCAGUCAUUCAGGAGGAGCCAAAGGAGGAACUCCCUCCCCCUCCUGCACUGGAGGAGACCCCUCUACUUCCCUCCAAGGAUCCUUCUCCCAUUGUACAGCCAACACAGACUCCUCAGGUCCCAAAACCAGAGCCUGUAAUCCCCCCACCUCCUGCCAAAGAGCCGUCCCCUCAGAAGUCGUCUCCGGAACAGCUGACUGUAUUAAACCUUCCCUGGGACCAUGCUUGUCUUGUGAAGUCCUAUCCACCCCGCGCGGGACUGGAGGAGGCUCUGCAAGAAGAUGGCGAGGUGGAUGACGACUAUGACAAUGUAGAGGAGGUCAAAGCUUUGCCCAUUCCAGAACCACCGCUAGCACCAGUACCGGAGAUUGUUCCACCUGUACAUGAGCCGUGUGAGCCGGAGAGGAUAGAAUACGUAGAGGAGAUUCUCUUCGCCCCCAUACGGCAGAUCUUACUGGAGCACAGCUACGCUUCUAUACCCGCAGCACUGAAGAACCCGCCCAGGAGGCAACGAGCAAUAUCUGUAGACUUGGAGAAACCCAGUGAGCUCCUCCAUGUAGACCUCGGACAACCUGUGCUGGAGGCCCCGGAGGAGGUGGUGUGUGUGGGCGGAGGCCUGUUCUCUGGGCUGGAGGGUGACACGGGUGUCCUGGAUGUCGGGGACUUGCAGAUGACAUCUUCAAGGAAAACUGAGGAGACUGUAAAAGCCGCUUACGAGGAAUCUAGGAGUAAAAAACGGAGACAGCAAGAAGUGAAAGAAGUGACGGAGCCUGGAGAGAUCUCCUCUGAGGAGGAGGAUGAGGAGGAUGAAGACUCCUGGGUGUGCACACGGGAGCUGAGGUCUCACAGGAACCGGCGUCCAUACUUCCCCUUAUCUCCUCCUAAAUACGAGAUCCGCAGCGAGUUUGAGCAGAUGACCAUUCUUUAUGACAUAUGGAACACUGGACUGGAUACCGAGGACAUGGUCUUCUUAAGGGACACGUACGAGAGGCUCCUACAAGAGGAUCACAGCACGGACUGGCUGAAUGACACCCAUUGGGUUCCUCAUACUAUCACUAAUAUUGCUGACCCCAAACGGCGGAAGAAUCGUCAGGACGGCCUGCGGGAGCACCAGACGGGCUGCGCCAGGAGCGAGGGUUACUACGCCAUCAGCAGGAAGGACAAGGACAAGUAUCUGGACGUCAUCCCUGUGUCCGUACGGGAGCUUUAUAGUGACACACAGGGAACAAACCGGGUGCUCUCGGAACGUCGCUCCGAGCAGAGACGUCUCCUCAACGCCAUCGGCUCCUUCUCCCUGAUGGACAGUGACUUACUGAAACUCAACCAGCUCAAGUUCCGAAAAAAGAAGCUGAGAUUUGGGCGCAGCCGCAUUCACGAGUGGGGUCUUUUCGCCAUGGAGCCCAUCGCGGCGGAUGAGAUGGUGAUAGAAUACGUUGGACAGAACAUACGGCAGGUGGUGGCUGACAUGAGAGAGAAGAGAUACGCCCAGCAGGGGAUCGGCAGCAGCUAUCUGUUCCGUGUGGACCAUGACACCAUCAUAGACGCCACCAAAAGUGGAAACCUGGCUCGCUUUAUAAACCACUGCUGUACGCCUAAUUGUUACGCCAAAGUCAUCACCAUCGAAUCCCAAAAGAAAAUCGUCAUUUACUCCAAACAACCAAUUGGCGUGAAUGAGGAGAUAACGUACGACUACAAGUUCCCCAUCGAAGAGAACAAGAUUCCAUGUCUGUGCGGGACUGAGAAUUGCCGGGGCACCUUGAACUAACGCUAAAUGUCCUCAGGCCAACUUGGGCUGAUCGGAUCUUUGUCGCUGUUUACAGCUCAAGUGAUCAAAUUAAGCCAAAAGCUUGUGUCCGGUGACCACACACAGACGUCCAGAUGUGGACUUAGGCAGAACAUGGGGCAUUUACUGGUACGGCGGCGGCCAUUUUGUUUUCAUUUUUUUUGAAGAAGCGAGCAGCCUGACCUGUCUGUGGCUCUGUUACACAGCGCCGGAAGAUGAACGCGUUUCUGCCGAGCUCCUUCCACAAGUUCCUUCAUGCAGUCACCCUGGGGCGUUCUUAUAUAUGUAUAAUGUUAAUUUUUUUGUUAUUUUUUUAGCCUAUUUUUCUAUACAUUUUAGUUUUCUGUUCUUUUAUUCCUUUCUGGGAGUAUGUAAUUUAUGCCGGGCGGCGGCAGCAGGCGAGAGAUCAGGACCCUCCCAGCCCCCUCUCCCGGUCGUCGCUGACCUCCACUGAAGUAGGUCCGGAGUCCUCGCGCUUAAAGCCCAAGGCUUUGAACCUAAAGUUACUUGUGGCCCCGGCCUUUGCCUGUCCUCACGUGACCCCGGAACGCACAAGUCUCCCCCUCCCCAGCCUCGGACGUGACCCCCUCUUACCUGUAUAUACACUACGUAUUGUUCCCUUGUAUAUAAUCCCAAGAACUGACAUUUCACUGACCAGUCUACGACAAACCCACGGCUGAACUUUAGACCCCGCCCCCUAGUUUCCUCUCUCCGCCCCUGCGGUGUAAAGUGUUGCGGAGUAUCUGCUUUCUCUUGCCUGUUCUUGUCGAUAGUUUAUUGCGAUUAUACAGAUACGUCUCCACCAUAGGUCAUACUCUGUAUCACGAUCAGCUGCAGCGGCGUCAACGUCACAUUUUAACCAAUUUUUUUUCCCUCAGGUUUUUAAAGUGUUUAAUUUAUUCAAAUUAUAUUUUAAAAUUUAGAACCUUUUUUUUUUUUUUUUUUACUGCCCUAAUUGUGGGGGGAGGGGGGAUUCAGUGUCAGUGGAGGUAGAAGCUUCAGGGGGUCCCCAAGAUGCUUUGUAUUUUAAGGGGGUUAUCUGGCAUUACAAAAACAUAGCUGCUUUCUACCCCAAAAAAAAAAAAACAGUGCCACCCCUUGUCCACAGGUUGUGUUGGGUAUUGCAACUCCUUUCACUUUAUUGGAACCAAGCUGCAAUACCGCAGAAGUGUGGCGCUUGUUCCUGAUAGAAGUUAGCUCUGUUUUCCUAAUCCCAGAUAACCCCUAUUAAGCCUUAUUGAACGGGUUCCGCUAGCAUUUUGACAUUUCGGUGGAGGCCAGGUUUUUCCCAUGUGUUUACAUACACAUGGGGGGGGGGGGGGGAGGCUCCACCACACACAUUCUUUUUGCCUCCACCCUUUGUGCUGUUGCCCUGAUACUUUGAGUAGGCGCCAUUGUUGUGCGUGGGGUGGGGGGCGGUGGACGUGUCCUUUUGUGGAGUCAGCAGAAG
Hyla sarda is the source of this 7213-nucleotide messenger RNA. It is a transcript of the gene SETD1A, whose product is annotated as SET domain containing 1A, histone lysine methyltransferase. The record is from RefSeq and is a predicted model, not a curated record. NCBI's taxonomy places the organism in Eukaryota, Metazoa, Chordata, Amphibia, Anura, Hylidae. Gene Ontology annotation, cellular component: Set1C/COMPASS complex. Gene Ontology annotation, molecular function: RNA binding; protein binding; histone H3K4 methyltransferase activity.